This is a messenger RNA of Priapulus caudatus, 2612 nucleotides long. RefSeq names its product nuclear cap-binding protein subunit 1-like. Gene Ontology annotation, cellular component: nuclear cap binding complex; nucleus. The record is from RefSeq and is a predicted model, not a curated record. NCBI's taxonomy places the organism in Eukaryota, Metazoa, Priapulida, Priapulimorpha, Priapulimorphida, Priapulidae. Gene Ontology annotation, biological process: nuclear-transcribed mRNA catabolic process, nonsense-mediated decay; mRNA export from nucleus. Gene Ontology annotation, molecular function: RNA cap binding; mRNA binding; protein binding. The transcript is spliced from 2 exons. Bases 115 to 2478 code for a protein of 787 amino acids.
CGUACCUAACCCGUAACCGUUCCAGCCACUGUAAAAUUUUACAUCUAAACAAGAGAACAUCAAAAGGAACGCGUGGGAACCAUAUUUGCCGAGCUUGUUCAAAAUCCACUCAAGAUGUCGAGGCGUCGUCACAGCAGUGAUGAGGAGGAGGUUGAUCGCAAGCAACCCAAGCGAGCAAAAAUAUCGGAGCCAACCGAAAUCGAAGACCGUCUGGAGUCUCUUAUAACUAGAGUUGGUGAGAAGAGUACAUCUUCAUUGGAGAGUAAUCUGGAAGGUCUUGCUGGAGUGCUAGAAGCUGACCUAUCUAAUUACAGACAAAAGAUAAUGAAAAUCCUAUGUCAUUGCGCAAUUAAGAUGCCAGAGAAAACGACGGUGUAUACCACACUUGUCGGGUUGCUGAAUGCACGCAACUACAACUGUGGUGGUGAGAUCGUGGAGCUACUUGCACGAAACCUGAAGGAUGCACUCAAACGCUGCGUGUUUGAGAAUGCCAGAACGCUCGUACGUUUUCUCGCCGACCUCGUGAACUGCCAUGUCAUAGCGGCUGGCUCUUUACUUCAGAUGCUCGACGAUUUUGUUGAUGUGACUCUAGAGGAUUCGAUCCCACAGGUGCGAUCUGAUUGGUAUGUGUAUGCUGUGCUUUCCGUCUUGCCUUGGGUUGGUAGAGAACUUCACGAGAAGAAGGAACCGGAGUUAGAGCGACUGCUGUCCACCAUCGACAACUACAUGAAUAAGAGGCAGAAGGUUCACGUUCCAGCGCUGCGUGUGUGGUCGUCUGACUACCCUCAUCCUCAGGAGGAAUACUUGGACUGCUUGUGGGCACAGAUUAAGAAGCUGAAGAUGGAUCGCUGGCAGGAGCGGACGAUCGCGCGGCCGUACUUGGCGUUUGACAGCAUUCUGUGCGAAGCCCUUCAGCACAACGUGCCGCAGGUCAUCCCGCCGCCACAUGGCGAGACGUGCCGCUACCCGUACCCGAGCGUCGUGUUCCGCAUGUUUGAUUACACGGACGUCGCCGACGGGCCGCCGCUGCCCGGCGCGCACGCGAUCGAACGCUUUCUCAUCGAGGAGAACCUGCACCGCAUCGUCCGCACCAACUGCCAAGAGCGGAAGGACUGCGCCGCCGCGCUCGUCAGCUUCCCGGAUCCCAAGAGCAAGAUCCCGCUUAAUUACAUGAUUGUCGAGGUGAUGCUCGCUGAGAUGUUCACGUUGCCGCAGCCACCGAGCAUCGACAUCUUCUACGGGUCGGCGUUCAUCGAGCUGUGCAAGCUGGCGCCGAGCACGUUCCCGCAGGUGCUCGCGCAGGCCGUCGAGAUCCUCUUUGAGCGGCUCGACACGAUGAACAUGUCAUGUGCCGACCGCUUCUGCUCGUGGUUUGCCUACCACCUCAGCAACUUCCAGUUCCGCUGGAGCUGGGACGAGUGGAUCCCCUGCCUCGGCGUCGACGCCGAGCUGCCGAAGCCAAAGUUCAUCGGGGAGACGCUGAUCCGAUGCAUGCGGCUCUCCUACCACCACAGGGUGCGCGAGAUCGUGCCGGAGAGCUACCAUCCGCUGGUGCCUGUGAAACCCGAGCCGGUGUACAAGUACGAGCAGAACGGUGCCAGCGUUCACAAGGGCGUGAUGACCGCCCAGCAGCUGAUGGCGGCCAUCAAGGCGAAGUGUACGCCGGAAGAAGCUCUGGCGAUCCUAAAGACGGUGCCGACACCGAUGGACGAGGAUGACGCCGCGUACAACCCGGUGAAGAUCGACGUGUUCGUGACGACGCUGCUCUUCCUCGGCAGCAAGUCGUUCAGCCACGCGUUUGCCGGCAUCGCCAAGUUUCAUUACAUCUUCAAGGCGCUCGCCGAGGUGGAGGAUGCGCAAAUCGCGAUCCUGCGCAGCAUGUACGACGUCUGGCGCAACCAUCAGCAGAUGAUGGUCGUGCUCGUCGACAAGUUCCUGAAGACGCAGAUCGUCGAGUGCUCGGCCGUUGCAAACUGGCUCUUCGCGAAGGACAUGGCGCCCGACUUAACCAAGUUCUACGUGUGGGAGAUCAUGCACUCGUCGAUCCGACGCAUGACGAAGCAGGUGCAGAAGCUGCAGCAGGAGCUCGAGGACGCGCACGAGAAGAUCGAGGCAGCGGCGCGCAACAAGGAGGCCGGCCUCGAGGCGGACGACGACGAGACGCCGACGGACGAGAUGCUGGAGCGCAUGGAGGAGCGACUGGAGACUCUGCAGAGCCAGCAGAAGAAUCUCUUCCUCAUCGUCUUCCAGCGCUUCAUCAUCAUCCUCACGGAGCAUCUCGUCAAGUGCGAGGCGUCCGGGCACGACUACAACACGCCAUGGUACCGCUACUGCACGGGCCGUCUGCUCGAAGUGUUCCUCAUGCAUCACGACCAGGUGUUCAAGUACAUCAGCACUCUCGAGUCGCUGCUGUUCACCAGCGACAUCGACCUGCACAUACUGGAGGUGUUCCAGCAGUUCUGUUCCCUGCGGUCGUGAUGCGAGUAAUCGUACAAGAGCCACGUUGAUCGCCUCGCUCUCGCUGCAUCGUCCGGACCAGGGUAAAAAAUACAUGGGAGCGAUGAGCGAUUCGCUCUUCAAACCUCCGAAAUCGCUCCCAUGAGGCUCAAAGU